CUAGAUUAUCAAGCGACAGUAAGAUUGGAGACAUACUUCACCUCAUGGUCAAGGAAUGGCGGAUGCGGCUCCCAAAGUUGGUUAUCUCUGUACAUGGUGGGACGCAGAAAUUUGACCUAAACCCCCGUAUUAAAGAAGCACUGUCAAGGGGAUUCGUUAAAGCUGCAGUAACAACAGGAGCCUGGAUAUUGACAGGAGCAGUCAAUAAUGGGGUCACAGAACACAUUGGAGAUGCUUUGAAGGAACAUGCUUCCCAGUUGUGCCAUAAGAUCUGUGUUGUCGGAAUAACCCCAUGGGGAAUAAUUGAUGGUAGACAAGAUCUUAUCGGAAGAGAUGUUGUAGCUCCAUACCAAACUCUGAUGAACCCACUCAGCAAGUUCCAUGUCCUCAAUAGCCUCCAUACCCACUUCAUCUUGGUGGACGACGGCACAGUUGGACGGCACGGAGCAGAAGUUCACAUACGAAGAGAGUUAGAAAGUAGAAUCUGUCAAAAACAAAUACAUGCAAGGACUGGCAAGCGAAUACCUAUUGUGGCUCUAGUGGUAGAAGGUGGACCCAACACCAUCCUCACAGUGUUUGAUUAUCUACAGCAAAGCCCUCCAGUGCCAGUGGUGGUGUGUGAAGGAAGUGGCAGAGCAGCAGACAUACUGGCAUAUGUUUAUAAGCAGACAGGGAGCCAAGGGAAUCUGCCAGAAGACACUCAGUCAGAUGUUAUUGCCACCAUAAGGAAAACACUCAGCCUUAAUCAGUUGGAAGCUGGACACAUGUUCCAGACUUUAAUGGCCUGCAUGAGGGCCAAGCACCUAAUAACUGUAUAUCAUGCUGGGCCAGAAGAACAUCAGGAUAUUGAUGUUGCAAUCCUCACCUCACUUUUAAAAAGUACUAAUAUGUCUCCAUAUGAUCAGCUGGCUCUGGUAUUGGCAUGGGACAGACUAGACAUAGCCCAAAACUAUAUUUUUGUACACGGACAACAGUGGUUGACAAAACCUUUGGAACAAGCCAUGCUGGAUGCACUUGUCAUGGACAGGGUUGCAUUUGUCAAACUUCUCAUAGAAAAUGGAGUCAGCAUGCAGAAAUUUCUGACAAUACCCAGGCUGGAGGAAUUGUACAACGCAACUCCAGAUGCCAGUAAAGAAACUCUUCUACACAUUAUCCAGGAUGUCAAGAAGGGUAAACUCUCAGCACAGUACAAGAUCAGUCUCCAGGAUGUUGGGCUUGUGAUAGAAUACCUCAUGGGUGGAACGUAUAGAUGCAGCUACACCAAGAGACGCUUCAGGGCUAUGUACAAGCGGAUCAGUCAGCCCUCAGUCCCAACUGAUUUAGGCAACAAAACUGAUAAAUCUUUGGACCGAACACAAAAAAAGGAAAAAACAAGACACGGUCAUUUCCUUCAAGCUGCUCAGCCCUUCAAGACUAAGAAUGGCGUGUGUGAGAAAGAAGCUACACACAAGUCAGACAGAGCUGGAAUCAUUGAAAAUGAAGAUGACAAUAGAAUACCUUUCCAUUAUGUCUUUAAUGAGCUUCUAGUCUGGGCAGUGUUGAUGAAGAGACAGAAGAUGGCGCUCUUUUUCUGGCAGCAUGGAGAAGAAUCAAUGGCUAAAGCAUUGGUGGCCACAUGUCUUUAUCGAGCCAUGGCCCAUGAGGCUCGCCAAUGGGAUAUUUUUGAUGAUACACCAGAUAAGCUGAAAGCUUAUUCCAAAGAAUUUGCUCAUCUAGCGGUAGAACUCCUCGAGAAUACCUACAAACAGAAUGAAAGAAUGACAAUGAAGUUAUUGACAUAUGAACUAAGCAGCUGGAGUAAAUCUACUUGCCUUAAACUUGCAGUUUCUGGAAAUGUUCGGAAUUUUAUUUCCCACGCUUGUACCCAGAAGCUACUCACAGAUAUGUGGAUGGGGAGACUUAACCUGAGGAAAAAUGCAUGGUUUAAGGUGAUAUUAGGUAUUUUGUUGCCACCAAUAAUACCACUGUUGGAAUACAAAACCAAAGCACGAAUGUCCCACAUUCCAGUGUCUCAGGAUGCUCAUGAAAUGAUAUGGAAUGAACCAUGGCAGGUGAAGUACUCGGAAGAAGGGGUAACUCUGGAUGCUUACAAAGAGGAUACAUUUUAUGAAUCUGGAGCAAAUGUUCCCGAGACAAGUUUUCAAGGAAAACCUCAACAUCUUUCGUUGGCACAGAAAUACUUUGCAUUUUACCAUGCACCCAUUGCGAAAUUCUGGUUUAACACGAUGGCUUACUUGGCGUUUCUGAUGCUCUACACAUAUGUAGUCCUGGUUAAAAUGGAAAGUUUGCCUUCUGUCCAAGAGUGGAUUGUGGUCUCAUUCAUAUUUACCACAGCUGUAGAUACAGUACGUGAGAUCUUCACUUCAGAAGCUGGUAAAAAUUCAAUGAAGCUUAAAGUCUGGUUCAGCAGUUACCUGAAUGUUAAUGAGUUCCUGGGAAUAAUCACUUUCCUUGCUGGUUUUGGAUUAAGAUUUGGCUCCAGAAAUUUGACAGACAACGUCACGGAAGAUUUAGUUUUUACAGCUGGAAGAAUAAUAUACUGCCUGAACACUACAUUUUGGUUUGUGAAGUUAUUCGACAUAUUAAUUGUGCACCCAAUUGCUGGCCCAUUUGUUUUCAUGAUUGGGAAAAUGAUGGCAAGAAUGUUUUUCAUUGUGGUAAUCAUGGGUAUUGUAGUGUUUGCAUUUGGUGUUCCAAGGAAGUCUAUCCUUUAUCCUAAUGAAGAACCUUCCUGGUCUCUUGCUAAAGAUGUAGUAUUUCGUCCAUACUGGAUGACCUACGGUGAAAUGUUUGCUUACGAAAUAGAUGAGUGUGCAAACGACACAGUUGUGCGACAGCUCUGCAGGACUGGAAGCUGGCUGAAUGGAUUUCUACAGGCUGUUUAUGUGUUUGUUCAGUACAUUAUUAUUGUUAAUUUUCUCAUCGCUAUAUUCAAUAAUGUCUACAUGGAAUUUAAAAGUAUUUCCAACCAGCUGUGCAAGUUUCAGCGUUACCAUUUUAUCAUGCAGUAUUACAACAAGCCUGUACUUCCUCCACCGCUCAUUCUCUUCAACCAUAUAGCAGCUGUUAUUAGCAGGCUGUGUGUACGGAGAAAGGGAACAACUUCAUCGGGGCCAAAACUCUUCUUGACUGAAGAAGAUAAAAAGAGGCUGCAUGAAUUUGAAGAAGAAUGUAUACAGAUUUAUUUCAAUGACAAGAAAGACCAAGAUGGAUCAAAGAGUGAUGAAAGAAUUCGAGUAACAACUGAAAGAGUCGAAGAUAUCUUCAGUGACAUGAAGGAUGUCAGAGAUCAUGUCGGCUUCAUUAAAAAUUUACUCCACCACUUAGAUGAUCACAUUGGGCACCUGCAGGAUCUGUCAGGUCUUACGCUGGAUUCCAUGAAAACUCUAACUGUUCAGAAAGCCAUGGAAUCAAAAAAAAGCCUCAGCUUUAGGUCCAGUGAUUUAAGCCUUUCAAAGCAGACCACCGAUGAUGGACUUGGGAAAUCAACCGUGUGGAAGAGAAGCAGAAGUGACCAUAUCUGGGGUCGUUCUUUUUCCCACACAGGUUUAGAAAAGAGUUUCAAUCACAUGGAUUCAAAUUCAGAGCAAAAGAUCCACCUGUCAGAUCACAGUGCUUUGCACCGAUCAGCGGAAUGCCUCCUAGAAUCACAGCACAGAGCUCUCUCUGAAGAACUCAAGAACUUAGGUUACAACUUUACGAAGACCAGGUCUCCGUCAAACUUGCCAGAAGUGCAGAAUACUCCCCAAUCAUCUACAAAAAUACAGAUCCCAUCAGAAAUAAAUGUUGUGCUGUAUAACAUUGAGCCAUUACAAACAAUUUCACCAUGUCCAGAAUCUGCCAGGUCACCUGAUCUCGGCAAAGAAGGUUUUGUUAACCAUGUAUUUAUUGAUGACAAUGGCAGCGCUCUCUAUGAAAACAGUCCUGAAGAUUUCAGAUUGCAUGCUCUCCCAUCACCUGAAGGAUCCCCCAAUGGGAACAGUGAGUGUCAUGGUGUUACUAUUGAAAACUUUGAUGACAAACCUCUUCCAAAAUCCAACAACAAUACUGGAGUGUUUCAGAAACUGUGGGCUAAAAGAAAAAAUUCAGGAAUCAAGCUUCAAAUAACAAAGCAGAUGUCAGCUGAGGAAGAGUCAUGCCAUAAUGAUGAAGGUCACCUCACAAGAACUCAGUCCUGCGUAGAAUCACUAGAGUUUCAAGCAAUUUCUCCAUGUGCAUUAACAAGCCAGAUUUCUUUGGAUACAUCAGUAUCUAAUGAAGAUUUGUGUCAGACAGACUCCAAGGCAGCCUUACUGAAGGAACAGUAUUACUACCGAAGGUCUUCAGGACACAAUAAGCCUCUCCAGAAAGAAGCCUUCACCAGGUUUGGAUGUAAUUUCAAAACAUCUAUGGAGAUAUCUUUUUAUUAUUCAGCAAUUGAAAGAAACAACUUGUGUCGUCUGUCCCAGAAUAUUCCCUUUACACCCCUGCCUCCAGUAGAAGAGUUGGUGACUGUGUAUCGUCUGGAAGAGAGCUCCCCCAACAUCCUCAACAACAGCAUGUCAUCCUGGUCACACAACGGCGUUUAUGCUACUAUUGAGUUUCUAAGUAAGGAAGAGAUGGGCGGUGGGUUGAGGAGAGCUGUGAAAGCGAUAUGCACCUGGUCUGAAAAUGACAUCCUGAAGGCUGGGAACCACUACAUCAUCAAGUCCUUCCUUCCAGAGGUGGUAAAUACCUGGUCAGCAGUUUACAAAGAUGAUACAGUGAUGCAACUAUGUCUCAGAGAAAUCCAGCAACAGAGAGCCGCACAGAAAUUGCUGUUUGCUUUCAACCAAAUGAAACCGAAAACAAUCCCAUACUCUCCAAAAUUUCUGGAAGUACUCCUCAUGUACUGUCACUCAGCCGGGCAGUGGUUCACAAUUGAAGAAAAUCUGAUUGGAAGGUUUAGAAAAUACAAUAACAACACCGGAAAUGAAAGCGUCCCAACAAAUAGGCUGGAGAAGACUAUGCUGGCCUUCAGCCAUUGGACUUAUGAGUACACCAGAGGAGAAUUUCUGGUCCUGGACCUGCAGGGUGUUGGUGAAAAUCUGACUGAUCCAUCUGUUAUUAAAGCUGGGGAACGCAGAUUAAAUGAUAUGGUAUUUGGACCAGCAAAUCUUGGGGAUGAUGCCAUUAAAAACUUCUGUACAAAACAUCAGUGUAACACGUGCUGCCGAUAUCUAAAACUCCCAGAGAUGAAAAUGAAUGAGUACAUAACAGAGGAAGCUUUACUCCAAAGGAACACUAACAUCUUCAAUGAAGGCUAUGGAACAGAAAGGUCAAGCCAGCAACCUGUCAAUGUCAUGCUGUGACUAAUUACAGCUCCCUUGGUCAUGUAACUUGCAUUAUAGUAUAGUACAAUGAAUUGCUGCAAUGUGUUGUAGGUCAUUUCAUCUCUAAUUGGUUUUGUUUGACCUCUGAGAGCCUGACAUUGUGAAUUAUGUAUAUAGGCACAGGAACAGGGGCGGGCGGGGUCGGGGAGUGAAUGGCUUGCCCACCUCUAAAUAUUUGAGAGGUGUCUGUGAAAGUAUUGGGUUAAGGGGCGCAGUGCGACUGCCAUCUACAGUUAAUACAGGCAGUGUCAGGAAGGAGAUAAUACCCUUUCCGCCCUCCCCACAGCCCUUCUCCACCUGCCUCCAGGGCCCUCCACCCCCCUGUAUCCAGGUCCAGCCCUUAAGGUGUGUGACUAGUUACUGUGUGCUGGCCCCUCCUCUGGGACCUGCCCUGUACCCUUCUCACCUACCACUUCAAUUGUUACUAACCUCUUCUCUCACCCACCUUUGUCCACCCAUUUGUCAGCUCACCUUUGUUAUCCCACCCCUUUCCCCCACGGCACCCCCUAUCUUACCCCAUUUCCAAUAAGGUUUUGCUGAAAAUUAAAUCAUGAUGCGGCCCCUGCGAUCCGUACACGCGGGUAAGCUGACAGAGACCGCAUCUGUUGUUAGAUGGAUAGAUAUCUCUGCCAUCAGGUAGCUGGUGUGGCAGGUAAGUCCAGGUGCCCUGAGAGGGCAACAUUCAGCGAUUUAUGGGAGACAGGGUGAAAUAGUAUCUUGCCCACGCUGACCCGUCCCCCCCCCCAACCAAAAAGGUUGUGGCACCCUUAAUUAUGUUUUAGCAUUAGGACAAUUAUGCUAUGGCAAUGGAAGCCAUUGUCAUACUGAAGGACUUAACUAGCAAUCCACAAUACCACCGCUGAGUGAAAGCAUAUAUGUUAAAAUGUAGUAUGUGCAUUAUAUUGCAUUUUUCAGCACUUGCUACCUACUGUAUGGCACCUGAUGCCUAAUGGAGGCUUGUGUUACAUUUGCUAAGAAUCAUUACAUUGUAAGAGACCUGUAGCUAAUACAGCAUUAAGGGGGGUACACACAGAGAGAUCUGUGCUUAAUUUCUAAGCAAUCUGGCUAGAUUGCUUAGAAAUUAAGCACUGAUCUCUCCGUGUGUAUGCCCCAUAGCGAUAGCGAUGCGUGGACCCUCGUGACGCUAUCGCCGGUACCAGGCCAAAUCUAGUUAGAUCACUGGAAAUGAGCAUUCCCCCCGUCCCCCCUUCCUCGCUCAGAACACAUCGUGCUGUGUGCUGAGCGGGGGAGAGAUGUGUGCUGAGCGUUCGUGCUAGAUCGCUCAGCAUUCAUCUCUGGGAUAAAUCUCCCCGUAUGUACGGCCCUGUAGCUAAUGGUUUACCCACAGUACAUUGGCGAAAGCCAAAAAAUCCAUUUGAGCAUAACUCUGAUAUACACCGUGUAAGAAGGUACAUUAUUAAUGUGUUGGCAUCAGAUUCAUUAAUACAUCAGGCAACAGAGAAAAUAGUUACUGGUAUGAAUAUCCAGAGGAACAUCCUGGGGGUUGUAGUUAUAUCACAUGCUGUGUUUUGUCCAUAACUGCUGUAAAUGAAGAAUUUAAAAAUAGAAGCUUUGAGACAAAUAGGAAAAUAAAGCUUAAUAAUAGUUUUAUCCUACCGUAUUUGUGUCAUACAUUCUGUUUCUGCUGUAUCCCAUGGACACAAGUUGGAAGUUCAAAGUUGUCCAGAUAAAACAGUAGCAGCAGCUAUGUUGGAUUUAUUUUGGUAUACAGUAUGAAUAACAGGCUGGUUGUGCUCACUCAGUAUUGAAGUUUAUAACUAUAAAAAUCUGAGAGAAACUGGUGAUGUCCAGCAAAAAUGUCACAUCCAAAUGGAACAUGAUGGUUUUUCUAGAAGCUGUUUUUAUAUUAUGGUUUAGCAUUAAAUGACUUGGUAUACUAGACUGCUAUAUACUAUGCAAUAUAGGCUGUGGCUCUGGUAGAUGGGUGACAAUUCAUCUGUCAGAAAACCCAUCAUAAUACGGAUAUGUGAUCCCCUUGUGUUUAUUGUACAUUUGAUUGGAUCACUUCAUCAUGGGGAUGUCAUCAGACAUGUAUAUUUCCAACAGUAUGUAACAGUUAAUGAAAGUAUUAUAUGAUCAAAUCUUGUUUCACAGAAUAAAAUGUAUAAUAGAUUAAAACAUGUGAUAUGCAAUCUGUGCCAAAGAUAUGAGUGGAGCCUUAUACAAUGAAUCUCCUUAUUUUAGCCAUAAGGCACUGUAGUAUUCAGAUGUAACACUACAGUUCCUCAUUCUCCUAAUAGGUUUCUCUACAAGUUAAUAUAAGUGGUCCUCAUUGUAGUUCCUCAUUGCUGAAGGUAGUACUGUUUUUUGUUUUCAAAUAAAAGAAUUGUCCGUGAGGGAGACGUGCAUCAUAUAUAUGUAGUAUAGAAUGAUUCAUUUCCUAUUAAUUCACUAUUAUAUUUGAUAUUUUUUACACUCCUUUGUAAGGUUUUCAUCCUUGAAAUUGCCCAAGGACUGCUUAUUAUUAUACUAAAAAGGAUUUUGAGGUGCCUCUGUGCGCUAAUGUGGAGCAACCUGAGAAAUAUUUUGAAUAGGAACCACAAACAAUUCCAAGAAAACAGACAAUAUACAAAGAAAUCAAAAUAUAUAGCGCUCAGGCGUGCAUGAUCCUAUUUGUGGACGUUUGGCAUGCCAGUGUGAUAAAUGCAACCCAGCAGUCUAUAGCUCUCUGUAGUGAGCAUGGUGCCUAGGCAUUUGUUGAGGACUACAUUCUUGGCUGUGCGCUGUUUUUUGGUUGGUCUACUUCAAUUAGCAAGAGCACAGUUUACACAGUAUUUUUCAAUUGAAUUGCAUAAUUGCAUCUGUUUACAACAUUUUUCCAGAACAAAACAGCCUUUUUCAGGUGGUAUCCACACAUUUUACUUAAGCAUCCCAGCAUUUAACAUGGAGAGACUGCAGCAGAUAUCUCAGAUACCUCUCUAUUUCCGAAAGCAAAGCAACCCCUACAAGUGUCAAUGGGGGUUGCUAAACUGUCAGAUUUGCCUUUGCAUUCCGGAUAUUGGCCCCGGCAACUAACCCCGUGUUCAGAUGGUAUUAGCCACUGUUUCCUAUGGGCUACAUUACGCAAAAAGUAUCAAGAGAGGGAUCCAGAAUCUGAUAAUACAGCGAUCACAUUAGCGAUCACUUUACUUUUACACACUUCAGGGAUGGGCUCCUAUUAGAGCACCGGGCGGCUCCUGUAUGUGAUUUUGGUGCUACCCGGAGAUCUAGAAUUCCUUAUUGCCACGGUAAGUGAUAAGGAAUUAUAAUUAUCAGGUCUUGAACCCAAUCAUUUCUAAAUCUGGCUCGAAGAGCUAAUACUAGAGCCACAUGGCAACUAUAUGAUUAUAUAUGAACCAGGUUUGGAUGUUAAAAAUGUGACUGUAAAUGAACCAAAAAAUGUAUUUGGAAAUAUAGAUGCAAAAUAUUUUAUAUCAAUCCUCUGGUAUUAUGC
Messenger RNA from Pseudophryne corroboree (corroboree frog), 8805 nucleotides. RefSeq names its product transient receptor potential cation channel subfamily M member 7-like. Lineage: Eukaryota; Metazoa; Chordata; Amphibia; Anura; Myobatrachidae. Gene Ontology annotation, molecular function: calcium channel activity; ATP binding; protein serine/threonine kinase activity. The transcript is spliced from 35 exons. Bases 45 to 5330 code for a protein of 1761 amino acids. Gene Ontology annotation, cellular component: plasma membrane. Gene Ontology annotation, biological process: protein tetramerization; protein phosphorylation; monoatomic cation transmembrane transport. The record is from RefSeq and is a predicted model, not a curated record.